AUGGCACCCUCAAUUCUCCAACCUGAAGCUGACGCUUCGGCGCAAAACUGCGUUGCUGCUAAGCAGCUCGCUCAAUCUGAUAGCCCCUCUCUUCUUCACCGAUCUUUACUAGAGAGGCCUCACACGGUGAUCAGGGCCAGCGGAAGUUAUCUUUACCUUGAAGAUGGUAGGGAAAUACUGGAUGCAUGUGGGGGUGCCGCUGUUGCCAUCGUUGGCCAUGGAAACGAUGAAGUUGCACAGGCAGCCCUGGAUCAGAUGCGCCAGGUCAGCUAUGUGCACACUCUCUCUUAUACGACUGACUCGGCUGAAAAUCUCGCACGGAGAAUCCUGAAAUCUGUUGACUCGGGUUUUGACCACGGUUUGGUGAAGGCUUUUUUCGUGGGAAGUGGAAGCGAGGCCAAUGAUGCGGCAAUGAAAUGUGCUCGGCAGUACUGGUAUGAGAAAGGACAAACUCAGCGCCGUUAUUUCGUUUCCAGACUACAAGCCUAUCAUGGAAAUACAAUAGGUUCCAUGUCAGUGUCGACGAUGGUCGGCCGCAAGAUUCCCUACGAAGAUAUUUUACUUCCUCAUAUUUCGCAUGUAAGCGCAGCGGAUGUUUAUCAUGGCAUGAAGGAUGGAGAGACAGAGGAGGAGUUUACGCAACGCCUUGUCGCAGAGAUUGAGUCAGAAUUCUUGAGGCUAGGACCGAAGAACAUCAUAUCAUUCAUGGCUGAGACGGUUGUCGGAGCAGCGUCAGGUACGAUGACGGCUCCAAAAGGCUACUGGCCAGCCGUACGAGACUUAUGCAACCAAUAUGGAGUUCUUCUUCAUCUGGAUGAAAUAAUGUGCGGGAUGGGCCGCACAGGAACAUUGUUCGCCUUCGAGCAAGAAGGGAUCCAGCCUGACAUCGUCACUAUCGGAAAAGGCCUUGGCGGAGGGUAUUCACCUAUCGCAGCGAUGCUUAUCAACAGCACUAUUGUUGAUAGUCUUCGGAAAGGGACGUCAGCUUUCAACCACGGGCAGACCUACCAAGCUCACCCAGUAUCAUGCGCUACCGCUCUCGCUGUUCAAAACAUUUUGAGACGAGAUGGCCUUCUCGAAAGGGUGCGAUGUCUGGGGUCAAAGCUAUAUGAUCUCCUCUCGACCACAUUCGGAGGUUGUGAUUACGUUGGUGACAUUCGGGGCCGGGGCUUGUUCUGGAGCCUUGAGUUUAUGGAAGAUAAAGCGCAAAAAUGUCCCUUCUCCAGAGAGUUCCAUUUUGGUCCUCGCGUCCAGCAGGUGGCUUUUAACAUGGGCGUCGCUAUCUAUCCUGGGUCAGGUACUAUCGAUGGUCUGAAUGGUGACCAUGUAAUAUUUGCUCCACCAUACACGACAACAGAGGAGGAGCUCGAAGUUGCAGUUGCUGCCGUUAAAAAGGCCUACGACGAAGUAGUUGCAGCCUACUUUAGUCUAGAACAUGCUACAUAA
Messenger RNA from Clonostachys rhizophaga, 1446 nucleotides. Lineage: Eukaryota; Fungi; Ascomycota; Sordariomycetes; Hypocreales; Bionectriaceae. The record is from the annotation of a GenBank genome assembly.